This is a messenger RNA of Phoenix dactylifera (date palm), 1783 nucleotides long. It is a transcript of the gene DDL, whose product is annotated as SMAD/FHA domain-containing protein. Gene Ontology annotation, molecular function: protein binding. The record is from RefSeq and is a predicted model, not a curated record. NCBI's taxonomy places the organism in Eukaryota, Viridiplantae, Streptophyta, Magnoliopsida, Arecales, Arecaceae.
GCCAUUCCGAUCUACUAUUUAGGGUGUCCAUCCGUGUUGCAGCUCUCGAACCUUCUCCCAUGGCCUCCGGCGUAACUCGACCCUCCUCCUAGGGUUUCCUUUCUACCUUUUACCGAGACGCUUUUCGAGGUUCGUCUCCCGUUGCUGCAGUCCCUUGUUUCGGUUUGUUACUUCUCCUCUAACUGGGGCCAUGUUAAAGAAAUGUUGAAGUUGUUUCAGAUGGUGACGAGAAGCAAUUUUUUUCCGCUAUAGUGAUAUUUAGGAGUUUUGGCCGCGUUGUCGUGGAGAUGGCUCCAGCAGUGGAAAGAAGAGACCAUGUGAGGCGAUAUGCAUCUGAUCGGUCUAAUUCUCCAACCAGGGACCGGCAUUCCCCACAUAGGAAGGCCUCUCCUCGAAGAGAUAGGCCCUCUGCUCAUCGGAGGAGCUCCCCAAAAAUGAGAUCACCAGCUAGAACCAGCUCAUCCCAUAAGAUCAGAUCGCCUGUAAAAGAAAAGCUGUCUGAUCGAGCUAGGUCUCCCAAACAUGAGCGACCAAGAUCGCCUGCCAGGACUAGUUCUUCCCGUUCACCAUCACCACGUACAAAACGCUUGAGGCAGUCUCGAGCAGAGCGGGAGGUGGAGAAGGUGAUGGACAAGGACCGUGGGAGGAAUGCUAGCAAAGAGGGACGUGAUAAGGGGAGGCACAGUGUACAUGGGGACAAAAAGGAUGUUUCAAGUGACAGAAGAUUGGUGAGAGAGAAAAGUGAUGUUGGCUUAAUGAAAUCAUCGAGGCGCGAUCGCUCAAUAUCUCCAGAGGAGCGUAGCCACAGGAGCAGACAGAGGUCCCGCUCGCCUCCUAGGGUUCCCAAGGCCGGGGCACGUGAUGAGGCAAUGAAUGUAAGAGCUGCUGAACAGUCUAGUGAUGUUGAUCAUGAUUCUGUUGCUAAGAUGAAUGAAGCUGCCGAAGCCCUGGAAGCAAAAGAAAAGCAAGUGCAGCAAAAGCCAUCAUUUGAACUUUCUGGGAAGCUUGCCGAGGAGACAAAUCGUUUUCGAGGUGUAACUUUACUAUUUAACGAACCGCCAGAUGCCCGUAAACCAGAUGUAAGAUGGCGGCUGUAUGUUUUCAAGGCUGGUGAAGUGCUAAAUGAGCCCCUUUAUAUACACCGUCAGAGCUGUUAUCUUUUUGGAAGAGAAAGGAGGGUCGCAGAUAUUCCUACGGAUCAUCCGUCUUGUAGCAAACAACAUGCCGUUCUUCAGUACAGGCUUGUGGAAAAGGAGCAACCAGAUGGCUUACUGUCAAAGGAAGUAAGUCCUUAUCUGAUGGACCUUGGAAGUACAAAUGGAACUUUUAUUAAUGAUAACCGCAUUGAACCACAACGAUAUUAUGAAAUUUUUGAAAAAGAUACUAUUAAAUUUGGUAAUAGUAGCCGAGAAUAUGUACUAUUGCACGAGAACUCAGCUGGGUGAGCUAUCUCAAUUUAGGAAGAGAAUUCCUGGCCCAGCUAUUUUGCAGUUCCCCAUCGAAUUUCAACGCAUGGUACUCAAGAACCAGUUUCAUGAAGAUGCUGCUUUUGGCUCGCCGCUGCAGUGUGCCUACUCUUUGUUACAUAAAUGACCCAACUGCUUUGUUAUGCGUUUUUGCUUGUUCUCUGGCUUAUGGAAGUAUAUUUUGUUGGAGGUUAGAAAAGGUGAUUUCAUGUACGAGUUUAAUUGUUUUUGAUGAAAUGUACCGAUGUUUUCAGAUUAUUCUGUCAGCUGCCAAAAUUUUAACUGGAGCACAUUCCCUAGUAAUAUUAGCAUUCCUC